This is a messenger RNA of Miscanthus lutarioriparius, 3615 nucleotides long. The record is from the annotation of a GenBank genome assembly. NCBI's taxonomy places the organism in Eukaryota, Viridiplantae, Streptophyta, Magnoliopsida, Poales, Poaceae.
AUGGACUCGGUGGUGCUCUCACUUACCUGCGCGGGCCUCGGCGCCUCGCAGGAGGACGAGGACGGCGCCGUCAUCGGCUACGCCAAGAGCGACCACUGCCUAGAUAAUCUGAAGGACCUGCAGAGAUUCCUGAGGCGGGACGACCCGCAGCGGCGGGAGGUUUUCAAGCAGGUCUGCAAGUGGAAGAUUGCGUCGAGGGAUCUGGUGCCCAUCAUCGAGAAUUACCAGACCGACCGCAAUCUGGUCAUCACUGCAGUGAAAGUAUUGGUGUUCCUUACGAUGCCUGUGGAGCCCUCGUCAGAGGAUGUUCCACAGCAGAUAGAGUAUCUGUGGGAUUUGAAGGCUGCACUGACACGCAAUGUUGCAGUGACUGUCAUUGUGUCUCUUCUUGAGGACCCAUUGGAUCGCUUGGAAAGAACUUUAUUCUCAGAAGAUGACUGGAAGUUAGUUCAGUUGGUGCUUACUUUGUUCCGCAACGUCUUGGCUAUUCAAGAAAUCACAUUGACACAGAAAGCAUCUGGAGAAGCUACCCACUUACUCUUCCUGGCUGACAGCUUUUUGGAGCUCAUGUUCCAAGAGAAUGUGAUAGACAUAAUCUUAGUUUUGACUCAGCAUAUUGAUGAGCCCUCUGGUUAUCUUAAGGAGGAAAACCUUCUUUUAAUGGAGAUCUAUCAUUAUCUCUUCUUAGGCCGAGACCCAGGACUGAUUGCCCGAGCUUCUAAUAAAGGUUCAAAGGAUGGAUCUAAAUCAUUGUGCAAAGGGAACCCAAGCUCUGCAUCUGCAAAUAGCCUCUUGAAAAUACGUAAUGACCAAAGAGGUCCUCAGAAAAGGAUAGCCUGGGACAAUGAACUUCUGUACAUACCAAAGGAGGGUAUUACAGAAAUGCUUAGAAGCUUCAUGGAUCAAUUUUUAUCUGGAGCAUACAAUAUCCUGAUGCAGUCAGUUUGUGAUGAUAUCAUGGAUGAGCACCACUCUAUUGAGAAAUCUGAUAUAAUUACAUUCUUCAAAGUUGCUCGAUUUGUUCUAGCUUUUCAACAUGAGAAGGCUUCAAAUGAUCAGAAAUCUGUUAAAGGGAUUCAACCAUCUGAGGUUUCUCCUAGCAACGAACAUGAUGAUAAUCAGCCAUUCCAUGGUGAUAUAUGUGGACCUGUUGCGGCCACAUUGAAUGAAGAUAUGUUCAAUAUAGUCAUUUCCAGGUGGCGUGAGACGUAUGAGGGUCUUAAGGAAACUAAGGACUACAAAACUCUUUCAGCAGCUGGGUCUUUAAUGAAGAACAUGAUUGACAUGAUAUAUUUGGUGCUAAAAGUACUUCCUGAAGAUUCAAGGGAAUCUCAAACAGCUCGUGUUUUACUGUAUAAACUGUUCUAUGAUCAGACAGAACAUGGUCUCACUCAAUUUCUGCUGAACUUGUUCAGAUCGUUUGAUAGUCACAAACAACCCAAAAGUGAUCUAGUGGAUUUAUUAGAAACAAUUCAUAUCAUGCUACAGCUCAUGGAAAAGCUUCAAGCACGCGGUGCAUUAAGGGUUGCAAAAAAGACAAAAAAGGUCAGAAGAAAGAAGGCAACAAAUGGUAAAAAUGAGAAUUCAGAACCCAAAGUGGAGAAUGUAGAACUAAACGACGCUCAUCCUACAGAUGGGACCAAAUGCUCACCUGAAUCACUUCCAGAUUUGAGGAUUGAGGGUCCUGCUUUAGAACCUUCUCCCUCAGAACGUGGAAAAGUAGACACCAGUGGUGCACAUGUACCGGAUACACUUAACACUGCAGUUAACAUGGAGAGUACCGCACAUGCUGAAGGUGGCCCAUCUUUCACAGACAGUGGUGUAAUGAAGAAUCUCAUCGAUGAAGAGGGUGAGACUUCAGAUUCUUCAGUUGAUCACCAACCUGCUACAAGUGAAGUUGAUUUUAACGUUUCCCGAUUAAUAUCUAGCCUUGCAAACAAUUCUGUUGUGCAAAAUAUUUGCUGGUUGUUGACGCAUUACAAAAGUAACUCCUACCGUACAAACCAUUACAUAAUAUGCAUGCUGCGGAGAUUCUGUGAAGAUCUAGAGCUGUCACCAAUGCUCUAUCAGCUAUCGCUUGUAACAACUUUCUAUGAUAUAUUAGCGGAACAAAAGUCGUCUAGUUCAAAAGAGUACACAAACAUUGUAAAUUUUCUUUCUAAAGUUGUGAGGAAAAUGUUGAGGGCAAUAAAAAAACAGCCAUUGCUAUUUGUCGACAUACUAUUUUGGAAGACACGAAAGGAGUGCCACUGCAUUGAUGCUGAUCUACUACUGAAUGAGCUUAAGAAAGAUGUUGGAAACAAGGAUGGUGAAAUUGGUUCAAGUAAGGGGUGGAGAGGUCCAGUAAAUAUAGCAGAUUCUCUUGGUGACGAUGAAGUUGACUUGGUUAUACCGCAGGCACCUUAUGAUGCUGAUAAGGAUGGAGAUCUAUCAGCUGAUGAACAUGGGGAUGAUUUUAGGAAGAGUAGUACUACAUAUAAAAGGAGCAGAUUAAUGUCACUUUCAGAUAGUGAUGCUGAGGAAAAUGAGAGGAACCAUGUAUCGAGAGAUUCGGUGCCCAAAGUUCCAAAACGACGAGGUCGUUCUCUUUUUACGGAAGAGCAAGAGAGGCUUAUAAGAGACCUUUAUGAAAAAUAUAAGGAUGAUCGCAAAUGCAGUCAUGUAAUAGCUGAUGCUUUAGACCCCAGCGGGAAGAUAUCUUCUGCUCAAGUUUCUCGUAAGCUUGGACAGUUAGGUCUCAGGAAUGUCACAAGGAGAAAAAAGGUUGCAGAUGAAUCUCUUUCAACUGGAGAUCGGGCUACAGAACCACAAAACAAUUCACUUGAUGAUCUGAACCCCAUGCUAGCUGAACAUAACCAUGGCCCCAAGUCUAAAAGCUCCAGGGCUAAAAGGAAAAGGUUAAAUGUGUCAAGCGAUGGCCAUGAUGACACAAGUCAUGGAAGAUCAUCCGAUGAAGAAACAUUACAAGUACUUAAAAGCAGAACAAAAAAUAAGAAAGUUCCAUUGGUGGAUAGUUCACUGAGUGCUGCACUACAGCAUCAAGAAGCUCAGCAUGACCCAGACUCUGAUGAUGCGACCAUAGGAUCCAUGAUUAGAAGUAGAAAAAAGAAGAGGUUAUCCACGUCAGAUUUUGAAGGGAAUGUACAAAACCAUCAAGAAUCUUCAGACAACACCAACACCAAAGAUUGUUCACCGACUAUAUCCCAACAUGAGAAAACUUUGCUAGACACUUAUCCUGAUGAUGAGACCAUUGGAUCCAUCUUUAGAAGUGGGAAAAAGAAGAGGUUAGUGACGUCAAAUUUCUCAGCGAAUAUAGAAGACCAAGAGUCUUUGAGAAAUAUUAACCUACAUGAUGAGACUGUUGCUUCUAAUAUCACGGGUGCUUCUGUAAAUCAUAGGUCUGAUCCAGUCGAUAACGGUGGCAAUACCGUUGAAGCUGAACUUUUGGAUGACUUUGAAGUCGAGCUAGAUAAUCACGAGAAUACUGACCAAAGGAUCACUGAUGAUGGAAACAUGACUGAAUCGGGGGACGCAACAAACUCUGAUGCUAAUCGAAGGGCUGGUUUGAAAAGAAGACACAGAUUGGUUAUUGAUGACGACGAUGAGGAUGAGUAA